AGACAGUCGAAUAUAUCAUCACUUUUUUUAUCACAAUGUUGCAAUAUAACUAGAGGUUUGGAAUUUGGUAGCCCUCCAAAUAUUGAAGCUCUCCACUCCAGAUCUUCCUUUAAAUGGUCGAUAUAUUACUCCACGAGUCAUUUCUAUCUGAAUUGGAGCACUCUUACAUCUGAAAUACACCGGAAUUGCUGAACAACUUCUCUGUUGUUGGAAAUCAAUGGAUUCGUUUCCUCUUUGUAUUAAGGUGAGUAACUAGCGCAUUUUGAUUCAUCAACUAUGAACUAGUUACCUUCUAGUCUGCAAAUAGGGUUAUACGUUAUCAUACAAUUUUAAAAGGGUUAUAGUCCUCGUAAAUGAGACAGAUUCUUCGUCAAUAAUUGAAUUGUUAAAAGUAUUACUGGGCUUCGUUCGCCAAGAAAAGUAGUAUUAAUAAAAAAAGACGAACAAUUUCCAAGGUCUUCUAAGAUGCUCGCCUUUAGCCACCAAUGUUCCAAGAGAGGCACAAUCAUUGCUUCAACAACCGGUGAUUAAUUCCGCUGAGCAGUUGAGUUUUAGAAGUGAUUUUCAUUAGAAUCGUCUCUAAUUCGAUGAAGGGUAGUCGGAUACUUAUUUCCUUCUGUAGUGACUCUUACUGCAGUCUGCAAAGUUUUUGAUGAUACAAACAUUAUACGCGGCUUAUAUGAUGCAGUACCGCCUGUGCAAAGCUUUUUAUCGCGGACACAUGUAAGAACAAUCAUCAGUGAAGUGCGUCGGAUCAGAAUAUAAUAUUUUAAGCCAAAAAAAAAUAAACAAAAAUGGUUAAACACUAAGUAUGAAGAGAUAUAUUAUAGUUAAUCAUUUUUAAAAUUCAAGACUGAGCUUAUAGCUUAAUCAUACAGGAACCGUGGCAAUUAUAAUCUGUGUAAAAGGUAAAUUGGGAAAGAAAGACAUUAGACUUCUCAGAUCUUUCCUAAAGCUGAAGUAGAAUCUGUUUGUGAAUGGAAAUAGACACAUCAUUUGUGAUUGUAUUAUAUUGAUAGCAAUUAUGAUCAUUUUCCUCGGUAUACUUCCGUUGUUAAAUUUUUUCUUGCUCGGAGAUGAUAGUUUGCCGGCUAAAUUUACAAGCUCUCAGUUUAGAAAUAUCACCAAGACAAGGAAGUACCGUAAAAUUCCGAAAAUAAGCCCAGGGGCUUAUAUUUUUCAAAGGCCCUUUUUGAGGGGCUUAUUUUUGGAGGUAACGGGUAAUUAUGUCAUGUAUGUCUGUAUGGGCUCCUGCCGCGGUGCAUGAUUUCUAAGUUCGCGCUUUGCCUUGCUUGCCGUCAGUGAAGAAGCAAAAACAUAACUUCCAGGUUCGCUUCGUUGACCGAGCAAGACAUCGAAAAAAUUUUUGAAGACAAGGACUCACAAAACACAAAAAAGUCGACGAAGGUGGCAUAGGAGCUGUUUGCCACUUACGUGAAAGAGAAAAAACUGAGAUAACCUGAGGAACAGAAAGGGUUGGCACAAACUUUUAAAACAUCUUAUGUCGAAGCGAGAAAGAAAGAAUUCGUUCAAUAUAUAAUAAAACAAUAUUAGAUUCAGUUUUGUGAUAUCCAGAUCAUAAUAAUCAAGAUCUCGGUAAGGGUUAUCAGCCUUCGGCUUUGACUGAUAACCCCACCUUGAUUAUUCUGGAUAUCACAAAAACUUCAUCCAAUAUUUGUUUAGUAUUUAGUUGGUAGUUGAUAUUUUCAAGAACUUAUUAACUUUAAGAUUUGUUAACUUUUUAUAACUUCAUUAAAAUGGGCUCUACACUAUGGCAGCCCUUUUUAUUUUUCCUCUGUCGGCGAGUUAGUGUGGGUAUUCUCUGCCUUUUACUACCUGGCAUUCACUGCAGUUACGAAUCUUCUCAGUGUCUUCUCUAAGUAGGGCUCUGACAAUAAGUCUUGCUUAAAAGCUUUCGUAAACUUGUCAGAAAUUGGCGAAGGGACAUCCACAUAUUUUUCAGUCUUCACUAAGGAAAUCUCUGCGAACAAAUUUCCGGUAAUCUGCGACACUUUGCUCCUUGCUUUCGUAUUCGCAAGCAACUUCGUUGAUAUAAAGAGAUAAACGGUUACAAUUCAGUUGUGAGAUUCUUUAGCACUCGCUGCACAAGCGAAAUAGCCCUUGUGCGGUUUGUUCGCCAGAAGGAACACAGCGGAUUAGACCAAUCCGCAUAUUAAGUUGCUAUCCAUGCCGGCCGGCGUUGCCUAACAUGCCGAUUAAAUUGCGUGAUCCUGACUCCUCAAGUAGAUCUGGAUUGCGUGAUUCAGGAUUCAUAUCGUGAGAAACUGUUUUCAGUUUUCUUGACUCUGCAGAUGAUAGAUAACCGCCCCAUAUUAUGGGGAAUGGUUUUUCCUUAUUUUCUGUUGGUUUAACACGUGAAAGUAAACUGGCAAAUUUGCGGGCUUCUUCUGGCGUUACUGCAGCAAAAUACCUGUUUAAUUCGCCAAGAGCUUUUAAUUUCCCCACUAGCUCCUUCUCACUGGGAACCAAACACAAUAUUAGACCAUUUAUGCUUGGUACUAUAACAUUUUCCUUGUAGGGUAAAAAUUUUUGCUCACAGUGUUCAAUUUCCGUGACGUUUAUAUGCGUGGUUUGUGAUAGGGUGACGUUUAAUACAUACGCCUAUGCAAACCAAGAUGAAGGCUACUUUGUUGAUCACCUACCGAAACGGAAGAAAGGUUCGUCACUAGAGAAUUUUAAAUUUUGGAGUUUGCAUUCAUGUAUCAUAUUCGAUUCAUAACGCCAGAGAUCUUAAGGCAUUCACAAUCAUCAUCAUCAUCAUCAUCUUUAUCAUCAUUAUGUUCCUUGCAAAUCCAAUAUUAUAUAAAAAGGCUGCAUCAUUUCAAACAAUUUUUGGGUGUAAAUCUUUAGCCAUAGUUUGUUUCGCUCUUUCAGAAGUGCUCAGUAGAAUUUAAAUUCCCACAUUUUUGGUGAACUUUCAAUGAAGUUCCUAACGGUGUUAAAAGAAUGGCAAUGUCAUGAAGGUUGAUUAAUCUUCCGUUUUGUCAUUAAUAUACAGAUUUAGCCAAAGGCCAACAGCGAAGCUCUCUAGGAAUGUUUUAAGAAAAGUUUUUCUCAAGUAAUUCAACUUUUGCCAUAAGCAGAAAGCAAACUAAACUCCACCUUUAAUAAAAUGUACCUGAGCCCGAGAUCAAUUGAAAACCAAAAACUGCUCAGCGGGUAACUUUUAAAAAGUGCGUCGUUUCAAUGAGUUGUAUAGCUGAGCUCGCGAUACAGUAAUGUGACACUGGUCAGCGGAUGCCCUUUUUGGACAGCUGUCAAUUGACCAUAACACUGAUGUCCAAUACCCCGGCAAUGAUUCACUGAAGUGGAGUAAAUAUUCACCACAAGCCACCAACAAUUACAAUCAUAAUAUGUUGGCGCACAAAUUAAUUAUGACUGAACGGCGCGUCGCGUUGUCGAUUUCGGUUUACAGUUGACUCCCGAUAACUCGAAUCUCGCGCCAACUCGAACCAAAAUCGAUUUCCCCUGGAUUUCUGUCAUACUGUAAUUUUACUCUCGGUAACUCGAAUCCUCGAUAACUCGAACCUUCCGCUAACUCGAGGUAGUUUUUGUUUCCCCCUCAGAUCAUUUCUAUACAAUUUUACCCUCGAUAACUCGAACCAUGUUUUAAGCCCUUAAAAGUCGGGAAAAAAACCGUCUACUGGCGUCCCUGGUCAAACAUUGAAUUUUGAAUUUCCCAUUGACGUGUUGUGAGCAUAUAGUAUACUAUUGGAGGCUCAUGUUAUUUGCCACAAAAUCUAACGUGAAACAGCUUUACUUCUCAAAACAGUGAAACGAAUGCUCUAUUUUGGCAAUGCUUACGUUUUGAUUUAUAAUCUAGAAGUAUCUUUUAAUUUUCACUUGACAUUGCUUCAAUUAAAUGUGAUUAAAAUGUUCACUAUAUAUGCAGUAAAAACUGUUUUUUUUUUCGUUACUGCUGGCUAACUUCUUCGAGCUCCCGAUAACUCGAACCUUUUUUGAUUUCUCUUGAAGGUUCGAGUUAUCGGGAGUCGACUGUUGUAUCACUGAUCGACAGCUCUGGUUCCGAAACAAAAAGUCCUCGAAUCGCGGACUUCCGGCUUGUUAGCAGUCGUCGGAAGGAAACCAGAGGUACAGAUUUAAACACAGUAGGAUGAGAGAACGAUGGCGCAUGCCGUCACUUCUAGUGACCGAUCUUAAUCCACUAUACACACAGAAUCUUUGCGACCCCCUCAAAUUCGUUCUCGCUAUAAACGUAUUAUUCCAUUUCUUACCAAAAUACCCUUAAUCCCACUAUUAAAUUUAUAUCAAACUGUUCAUUGAAAUCUUUCUGCUUUCUCUACAUCAAGGUUUCCCUCAAUGAUGUUAUCGAUCAUUGAAAUUGUUCUUUAAACUAAACCUACGGCCGAACAUCAGUACCGAGUUUUACCCUCAUCAUGUCACCCCUUACACACUUAUUCCCUGAGAAUACGACGUAUAUGUUCCUUCCACGAUACAACGUAUAUUCAUACUAUCACUUACACUCACACAAGCGACUCAACCACACGUAUCCCUCUAGUUGUCGGAUACCACCCAGCUAUUCGCUCAAUAUCAUCUAUUUUUCACAAGCACAUUUACAUUCUUUCAUCCUCCCAACUUGGUGCUACUUUGUUUAAAUCUAUACCACUCGUUACCUUUCUACGUACUAUCGCUAUGUGGACUUCCCGUUCGGAACCAGAACUCUCGAUUCAUGUUAUGGUGUUAUACGCUGUUCAAAAUCCUAUAUUUCUCAGCAGGACCGUCGAGAACGAGCGAUACAGGCGGCCAUCUUGACCGGGUCUAGCUUCAACUACUUAAAGGGCGGGGGACGGUUUGGGAACCCCCAGGCCUGCUCUCUCGGUACUGACAUUUGAAUCCAAUUACAAAAUGGCUGCCAGUGAAAUUAAAGCGAGCGCUCGAUCUCGACGAUCUUACGAAAACAAGGGGACUGUGAACAGUCUACCAAUGUUAUAAUUGAUUGUAAAUAAUUAUUUCAUCACUUUAACUAAAGGCAGUUGUAAUAAGACAGUCAUUUCUUUAGGUUCCGUAGGUCUCCUGGUCUGCAAUUCCACAGAUUAGUCUUACCCUGAAUCUCUUGACAUUUUAUCAAUCGUGUUUCAUGUUCGUAAACUGUUUUAUUUGACGGCUGUCUAGUCUUCUUUUUUUUUCUUUUUUUUCUUAUAUUUGUUUUUCUGUCUAGUCUUCUUGGUAUUACAGUUUCGAUAUGUUAGAUGAAUUAGUGAUUUGUUUUGACUACGGUACUGUUUCCAAGAUUCAUUGCGUGCCCGUUUCAAGUGUUUUGACAGAGUGAAGUAUUUGAAACGAAAAUGGAAGUGCCGUAUCAGUUGUCGUUGAUGAAAAGGUAUGCCAAAUACUAAUAAGAUGUCAGCCAAAAUAUCAUAGCUUAGAAAACAAAACGUCCCUAAAAAUAUUGCUCGUUGAUAGCCAUCUAAGCUUACAAGGUUCGGUGAGAGAAGUGUAGUUGUCAUUGUUGUAGCUUUACAAUGGGAAUUUCUCAGUUGUAAUCAAAACGAAGAACUAGGGCUCUAGUAUCAGGGUUUAUACUUGAAUUAUGUUUUAGCAGUCGCAUAUUGUCCUGUAUCUAAUAUCCUAUUUAUAAAUGUAUGGCUAUAUUCAAGUUCGCCAUGACAUGUAGCAGGUUUUUAAGAGUUAAGGAUUAGUCGAUGAACUUUGCUAACUCUCCUAUCUUUAUCGAAACUAUAGAAUUGUGUUGAUUUCGAAUUGACCACGCCCUUUUUUUAAUGCGUAUGUACAGCGUACAACAAAGGCAGGCACUUAUUUGAAUUUUGAUUCUGUUUCUACUUUUUUACUGUUCUUUCCGGUAUUAGUCAGUACCAAUAUAAACAAACGAUCUGCGUCUCUGUACGAUAUUUUGUAUAUUGCAAUUCUCAAUUGAACUGUAAGCCACAUUUGAAUUAAGGGGCUAGCAUUUAGUUUUUUGAAGAAUAGCAGGGAUUUACAACGUUUCAAAAAUCAUAAUAAUCGUUGAAAAAUGAGAAGGCGUCGAGCCUGAGAUCAAAUCGAAAAGAAAGAGAUCGAGCUCAAGUAGAGAAAAUUGAACGUUUAUAUAGGUCUGAAGCUGUGAAUGGUUCGGUCAAAGGGUAUUACGUAUUCCGCGGCACUUAAUUUUUAAGAAUCUUUUUCUCCUGUUCACUAUAUUGAUGUCUCAUACACUGCCUGUCAACACGUCAGUACAAGGCUAAGAACGCUUAAUUAAGCCACAUUUUGAUGAGGAAUGUCUUCUGCCUCUCCGUGGUUGACGAAUAGGGUGAAAUUGCAAAAAGAGCAAUCAGUGAACUUGGCCGCCGGAACUUUCUUUUAUACUUCAUUAUUGUCAAGUACUUUUGUUAUUGAGUAUACAAACGUAAGCCGAUCGCGAACCGACUGAAAAGGCUUUGAUCGUCAAAUUAAUCAUUAUUUAUGUACGGACAGUCGAAUAUAUCAUCACUUUUUUUAUCACAAUGUUGCAAUAUAACUAGAGGUUUGGCAUUUGGUAGCCCUCCAAAUAUUGAAGCUCUCCACUCCAGAUCUUCCUUUAAAUGGUCGAUAUAUUACUCCACGAGUCAUUUCUAUCUGAAUUGGAGCACUCUUACAUCUGAAAUACACCGGAAUUGCUGAACAACUUCUCUGUUGUUUGAAAUCAAUGGAUUCGUUUCCCCUUUGUAUUAAGGUGAGUAACUAGCGCAUUUUGAUUCAUCAACUAUGAACUAGUUACCUUCUAGUCUGCAAAUAGGGUUAUACGUUAUCAUACAAUUUUAAAAGGGUUAUAGUCCUCGUAAAUGAGACAGAUUCUUCGUUAAUAAUUGAAUUGUUAAAAGUAUUACUGGGCUUCGUUCGCCAAGAAAAGUAGUAUUAAUAAAAAAAGACGAACAAUUUCCAAGGUCUUCUAAGAUGCUCGCCUUUAGCCACCAAUAUUCCAAGAGAAGCACAAUCAUUGCCUCAACAACCGGUGAUUAAUUCCGCUGAGCAGUUGAGUUUUAGAAGUGAUUUUCAUUAGAAUCGUCUCUAAUUCGAUGAAGGGUAGUCGGAUACUUAUUUCCUUCUGUAGUGACUCUUACUGCAGUCUGCAAAGUUUUUGAUAAUACAAACAUGAUACGCGGCUUAUAUGAUGCAGUACCGCCUGUGCAAAGCUUUUUAUCGCGGACACGUGUAAAAACAAUCAUCAGUGAAGUGCGUCGGAUCAGAAUAUAAUAUUUUAAGCCAAAAAAAAAUAAACAAAAAUGGUUAAACACGAAGUAUGAAGAGAUAUAUUAUAGUUAAUCAUUUUUAAAAUUCAAGACUGCGCUUAUAGCUUAAUCAUACAGGAACCGUGGCAAUUAUAAUCUGUGUAAAAGGUAAAUUGGGAAAGAAAGACAUUAGACUUCUCAGAUCUUUCCUAAAGCUGAAGUAGAAUCUGUUUGUGAAUGGAAAUAGACACAUCAUUUGUGAUUGUAUUAUAUUGAUAGCAAUUAUGAUCAUUUUCCUCGGUAUACUUCCGUUGUUAAAUUUUUUUUUGCUCGGAGAUGAUAGUUUGCCGGCUAAAUUUACAAGCUCUCAGUUUAGAAAUACCACCAAGACAAGGAAGUACCGUAAAAUUCCGAAAAUAAGCCCAGGGGCUUAUAUUUCUCAAAGGCCCUUUUUGAGGGGCUUAUUUUUGGAGGGGCUUAUAUUCGGAGGGGCUUAUAAACGGAGGGAAGUUUGCGUUUCAAAAGCGGCUAGGCUUAUACUUGGAGGAAAAUUUGCGUCUCAAAAUCGAUUGGGCUAGCUUAUAGUUGAAAGGAAAUUAAUGUCAGUAAUUUGCAGAAAGUUUUUACUGAAACUCGCCUUGAGGACGUAGACCUUUCUAAAAGGUGGCCAUACGAGUACUUUGUCCAUAUGGGUUGAGGAAAUCAAGGCCAAAAGUGAAAAGGAACCACGCAAACAGCAAUUAACUGUGACUUUCUGACUACAAACACUUGGCAGACAUGAAAGAGUUAUUUGGCAAAUACAAAAACUUAUAUGUUACUGUACCGUUUUUGCUUUGUUUUAUUUUGUAUUUGGGGGCACUUUCAAAGUACAAGCCCCCAGGGGCUUACAUUUUAAGGGGCGAUUUAACGGAGGGUUUUUUGCGUGACGAGUUUGAGGGGCUUAUAUUUGGAGGGGCUUAUACAUGGAGGGGCUUAUUUUCGGAAUUUUACGGUAUUUUGAGUUAUCGCCCGAUAUUUGCAUUACCGAGGUUGGAAUAACUGAAGUUGUCUUGUUAUUCAUACGUUUUACAUGUGUAAAGAACUUAAACUUAGUAUUGUUCAGCAAGUAUUUGGUUGAUUCGAACAGUGGCGUCCUGAACAAAUAGUACAAUUUAGAAAACAAAGAAAAUGCAAAUAAUGCAAUAAAGUACUUCAGGAAAUCGUCUUUCUCUGAUCUACAGUGAAUAUUGGCCGUCAUCCACAUAAAUUACUGUCAGCAUUUUUAUUGCCGGCGACAAGAGGAGCCCGCAGCCUAAUAAUGAUAAACUUGGUCAGCGGCACUUUAUUAACUGUGUAGCGAGAUUUUCCUCGAUCUGUUCUCAUUCUUGAGAUUCCCAUGUUCUCCCGACCAAUAUGCACGGUAUGUGGCCGCAAAGGCCCUGGUGUUGAGUUUAAGGUCAGUGAUGUCACGGUAAUCACGUGAAUGCACAUGCAAGUGAUUACAAUAAAUUAUUACAUUCGAUUCACAUGCACACGUAAUCCAGGUACACAAGUACUGCAUUAAAUGGGAGGACUUUUCGAUUCGCCUUUCUGGCCUGGAAUCUAUUUACCCAGGAAAGUGAGAGUAGAGCUUGAUCUCAGCUUAGUACGGGACAAGUUUUCGCUAAGAUACGAGUGUUAGCAAAGUCUAGAAAGCGAUGUACGUUUAUUCACGUUUUACUACAGUGUAUGAUUUUUAUAUUUUUUGUACGUUUCCAAGCAUGUUACGUCGUUUUCAUCCGAGCAAAAGCUUCAAUUAAGCUUUAAACUCCAGUGGUAAUUUAAGUUGGUUCAUAGUAUUGCAUAUCAACGUCAUUGGACACGGAUUGAAUAUUCGAUUGAAUUUAAAUAAGAUUUCGUGCAGUCAUGUCUGUAAACAUAUAUUACUUGUGUCACACAUUGCUGUUUCAAUCUAUCUUUGCUGGCGCGAAUACAACCGUCUCCUCGCUCCUCACCGUUAUACAGGCUAAUUAUUACCAGUUAUAAUCCACUGAUUAAUUUUUGAGCUAUUUUAUUGGCUAUUUUGGGUCACGUGGUACCAAAUCGGAAGGCGGAUAUCAGGUAAUACACCCCGUCUGUGUCGAUAUUUGAGAUAUUUGCCCUACGAUAUUCAGUGCCAAGAAAGUAAAUAACAAAGUUAACAAAGUGAGUCUCUUUUCAGUUUUUAUCUUCUUUAAUAAUUGAAAUGAAAGCAAUAAGAACAAACUUGAUUUGUAUAAUCCAGUUUCACUAAAAUUUUGAGCUGUUCGCAACUAUCAGUUCCGGAAAGAAAUCAAUAAAAUAAGCUAUGAAUCGAAGAUGAUCAAAAUUUAUGAAUUAAGCUUGAUAUUUAUGCACUUGAACAGGAACAGAAACUUGAAUACAGUUUUGAUCUAUGGGGCGUUACGAGAGUUCAUUUGACAUGACAGCCCGUCAAGCCUUGGUCCAAUCACAGUUCAAAAAAAAAUCAAUCAAUCAAAGGGCUUGUUUGUGUCAUUCGCGGGCGCGCUCACCUCUUGUUUUUGUUUUUCUUUCUCUCCCAACAUGUUAGAGAUGUAAAAAAUUGAUCAGAGGAUUAUAAAAAAAGAAUAUACCCCUUUUUGUCUUGCGGGUAUAUUGGAUGAUAAAGCCCUUAUCUGACAGAUUGUCCUCAAAAUUUCACAUUUGCCCUUGAAGCUUCGCUUCUCGGGCACAUGUUUAUUUUUCGGACAAUCUCUCAGCUGAGGGCAGUAUCGAGGCUCUGCUAGGCUAAAUUCCGACAAGCGACAGAACGUAAAAUGAAAUCGCGGCAAGAGACAAACUCCCUCGGCCAAAUUGCGACAGUGACAGCAAAGCCGAGAAUAAGCGACAAAAAACUUUGGUUUGGCUUAUUUAUCACCAGUCUGAAUACCGAGAAGAAGUAAAUUUCGUCAAUUUUCCUUCGCUUCAGGGAACGUAUCUUAUCAGCGAUCUUCAGUGGACCCUCCUGAGCUCGCGUCGCGUUACACUUCACCAGUUUACCCAACCCCGUACAACUUCUCGGAGUCCUGGGAGCGAGGUUUUCCGUCACAUAGUUUAAUUUUAUGCACGCUUUACAUCUCUUGUAUGCUUUGCUUGCUUUGCUCACGUCGUCAGGUAGAACCGUGAGAAGACCACUACGUCUUGAUUUGUAAGGUGGAGAGGUAAAUGUUAUGAGCGAAGUGGCUCAUCAGACUGCCAUGCUGAUGAGCCCCAGUAAGGGCGAAACAGCUUUCCAUGGCUGCCACUGCCCGGGUGACAUGGCUGUGCACAUGCGCGGGGUACUGGCCAGGCCGUGGGUUGGUGUAUGUGUGCCCUUUGCUUUUAGUUUGGCUCAUCAAACUAGCGCUUUCCUCCCUAUAAAUGUAGCGUGAGUCGACUAGUUCGAAAGUACUACAUCUCCAUAAAGAUUUGUCCAUAAUUUUUAGGGUUUGCUGUUAAAUUGGCCAAUUUUUAAUGUUUACUGUUUCCGAAGAAAAUACUAUUAAGUGUUUGGAGGGUUCUUCGGAAAUCUUCGGCAAUGGUCGGACCUCUUUGUUAGUCUUCAGAAAUCUUCGGCAGUCUUUGGGGAUCUUCGGUAGCCUUCGGAAAUCUUCUGAAAUAAUCCGGAAUUGUUGUAAAAUGACCAAAAAUUCCUUGAUAUACUAAACAAAAUAAUAUUGGCCUUUUUUAGAGCCGUUUUUCUUUCUUUCUGGAAAAAAAAUUACUGUUUCAAAGAAUUUUUACUUUUAGUGUUAAAAUACCUAAAAUUUAACUGUUUCAUGUUACAAAACCAAAAAAUGAAGUGUUUAGUUUUAUCGAGGUACCCUCCAUAAAAGGUAUGUUAGAAAAUCUCAAGGCUUUCAAUCCCCUGCCAGCAUUAUGAUCGUCGGUACCCACUAUAGGUGAAGAGAGACAAUGUGAUCCAGACUUAAGUUUCUUGUCAAUUGUAAGCAACAGGGCGGUGACUCAGGGGGCAGGUAACCUGACCACCGACCUUCCAACCGCUCUCACAGAGUAGACCACCAUGCCUUCACAAUUUAUCAGGUCAGUUAGUCUUAAAAUGUUCAAAGUGGAUCACUCAACUGUGAAUGUCGAUGUAUUAGUUGUUCGAUACGCGACAUGUCAACUGAGAAAUUUCAGAACUAUAAUGGUUUCUUUACAACGCAUCUCUAUCCUCCUUUUCUAAAAUUCCGACGAAGACAAAGAAUUUCGUUCAAUUUCCGAGAGCGACAUGAAGCAUUUAUAAACAUCGACACGAGACGUUUUAAAAUUUCAGACGAGCGACAUGGAACCCGAAUUGCAGGCAGCCAUUUGUAAGUCACACAAUCCAAUUUAGAGGGGUGGAUGGGAAAGGGUGAAAAAGCAAAACAACAGCAAUAAUUAAGACUAAGUUCUCACCAUACAGGAUAGUUUUUCGUGCAGACACAAAAAGCUUUCCCGUACAGUAUGAACACCUAUCCCAUAUAUGACUCUCCUCUUUAGAAAUCGGCGCGUCGCAGCUUUGCUCUGCGGUUACUGGUCAUUUGUUUAUUCACAACUUUGAUUGUACUCGCAGACUGGGUGAUUUUAUUAAACAGUAUAUCAGGACCGCCAUCAGUGGCAUAACCUGCCGAUGAAGAUUUGGGGAAUAACUUCAUCUUAGAACCUAAACCAAAGGAUAACGAAAGAAGGAAGAUUAUUUUUGUUCUGUUUUGUUCUGUUCUGUUUCGUUUUGUUUUUAUAUGCAGUCCAAACAUCGCAUUUUCGGUAUAAACGAUCGAUAGAUACAAUACAACGCACCCCUGAAAAGUAGAAUAAAAUGAAAUAAAAUAUUGUUUUUCUUUUUUUUUUCCGUGGUUAAGUAGAAAUCCUAAUAGAACAUCGAGGCCCUUUUUUUUCGUUAUAUUUUAAGUUUGGGUGACCUGUGGUUUCGGUGGUUAUUCCAUGUUCCGCGAGAGUCAUUAUACUUCCUUAGAUUGCCGUUUUUUAGGCAAAAUCAAAACUUGGGAUAUCUAAAUUUAACAAUAGCGAUUUGAAAAUCCCACUUAAUUUAAAAGUAAAAUUUUAUAAAAUUCAUUGGAAUUUAUGAUUAUGGCUGUGGCUAUGGCUAUUCUGUGUGUGAAAAAUCGCGAAAGUUAAUUUUGGGGCUUCCUAAGUAAACAAACCCUGGUCCUGCUAGUUACUUGGAAUCCGAUAGUGGUGGUGGUGUUAAAAGGCAGCUCUUUAAAAGUUCGUUAUAUUCUGCAAGCUAUGUAUAUACCCUAUUUACUCGAACAAGCGGCGGGGCGCUUAUUUAAAACUUCGGCUAAAAGGAGAGGUGCUUAAUCUGAAGGGAGGCGCUUAUUAAAUUUUCCUUUCAAAAAACCCGUUUGGUGGACGUCUGUCCUGGGGGUGCGUUCAUUUUAACUUUUUUUAUUUAACUUGUCAUAUCUGUGAUUCGAGUACCUCUGUACCGUAUAUUCUCGAUAAGGGCCUACGCUCUAAUAAGCGCCUAUCCCCGAAAAAGCCCUGACUCACAACCUUAGCCAUAAUAUCAAACAAGCGCCCUUAUCGAAUCAGCGCCCUCUCCCCUCCCCAUAACUUUCUAAAAUAGUAGGAAUGCAAGAGGGAUACGACGAUCUGCAUAUUAAUGACGAGGAUAAUCUUAAAGGUGAAGCGCAAAGUGAUUGCGCGAAAAUAGCGGGCGCACCGCAAAGAUCGUGACGUCACAGAGAUAAACUCCCUUCCAAACACAACUCUCAGUCAAUUAGAGCGGGCGUAUUACCGGACUAAAUUAGGAACGGGAACGUCAGUUGACAACGGCGCACGCAAAUCAAACAACUGGCUUAACCCUAUCGUCAAAUGACGUCAAAUUCUGUUGUUAAAUUAGCCUAGUGAAAAAGUCGGGAUUGCACGUGCUAUUCACUAAAUCACUAUGAUCUAGAAACUCAUUUGCAACCUCGACAAAACGAGAAGCGGCCGCCACUGUUACGGUCAGUUUUCAAAACCGGCCAAUUUCGCUUCUCGAGGAGUAUUACUAAUAGUCUCCUAGUAGCGUAGCCAAUAAAAAUGCAGGAUUUGCAUUAGUCCACAAGUGGGUGAUACUAAAAUGGGAUAGGGUCUCUGACACGUGUGAGAGGCUAGCGGCACAUACCAGGAAAAAUUGACCCAAGUAUUCCCCUGGUAGCUGUCGUGACGUCAAGAUCAAAAGCAACUAUAGCAACUGACUAUUGUGAGAUUAACUACUAUGAACAAUUCUAAUAAAAAAUACUUUGAAUUUGCAGCUCGUGAUUCUUUCAUUUUUUGUGUUCAUAACACGUUUGCCUGGCACAAAGCAGGACGACGACCGUUCAUCGCCAUGUAGCACUCCAGUCACGGUCGAAGACGCCAAGGCGGAGUUACAGGCAAAUGGCAUAGCUAUCAACAAGAACUACAUGGCGUUCACUUUGGCAGAAGCAAAAUUAAACUUCAAAAAUCUCGUCACUAUGGAACCUAUGAAUUUUUCAUCGAUAGUAAAACGGAUAGUGAGUCCUUUAGGCCAUGUGACCGAGAUUGUAGGCUGUUAUCCAGAAAAAGUACCCCAAGAUUUUUGCACGAGGUGCUCCGCACGCACUACACAACCCGAGUACAUAUACCCUCGCUACUUCAAUACAAUUAUCUGCGACCAGCGUGGUGGGAGUUGCGGUUCUGGAGCUCAGGGGGAAUGUAAAGAGUUUGGUAAGGACCAGGACCUGGCGCAAUAUGAUCCAACGGCACCGUGUGGUGAUCGCUUUAAAACAGUUACACACCAACUGAAGUUGUGCUGUGGAUGCGAAUUGAUUUAAAAAACCGACAAGCGAAGUUUACUGAAACCAGUGACGUUGAAUGUCUUGGCUUAAUAAGUAAAAACAUCACAUUAUCACAAAUAAGAAGGGUGUAGAGGGUGGGGGGUGUUCGCUUUACACUCAUAACCUGAUAUAAGCACAACACAACGUUUGAACACAUUUACUUAAGUCACCGGCCGAAGUGCUACGCUUUUAUGUCAUUGUAGGUUAAUCUUUGUAAGGAGCACCCAACGACCAAAUGUUUCCAAAUACGACGGAAGUCUCUUAAGUCAAAUUGUUUUCUCUACCCUUAGAAGCCUGAUUGGAGCUGUGUUUAAAAGCAUUUAUCUGUUUUGGAUUUGCUCCUUCGUACAGUCAUUUUAACCGAGAAAAGACUUUGGGUGCCCCUGAAGUGGAUAUAGCAAUGGCCUAUUGUUUAUACUCCUUGGAUGUGUUUCCUUGAUGUUUAAAAAAAUGCCGAAUUCUGAGUAUUUGCCCGUCCAAAACCUUUGUACUUUAGGAAUAACCGCGGCAGGUUGUAGUUUAAGGCAUCAUGCUUACAGUUUUAAAGAUACUCAUUUUAUAAACUUUAAUAAAAACUGAUAUAAGGAAAAACAUUUUCGAACGCUUUUUGAGGAAAUCUCGUUUCCUCUGAAAAUGGAAAUCAGGUGAAAUCAGGUGUAACUUGUGAGUGACCUGUAUGCAAUUUAAUUUUAAUUAAAUAAAUUAAUUUUUAGUAUGUUUAAUGUUGGAGAAUAUUCUUUGUAUGGGAAUUUAGUUUCCCCCGCUUCAGUCAUGCACCUUUUGUAUUUUUCUGUAUUAAUUCUUCGUAUUGGCAUGGCAAAAUAUUAAUAAACUUAAACUUAAGGGUUCAGUGUGAAUGUUUGGACACAACUUAGAAACAAGUUUGCAGUUAGACUCCAAGGGUUAUUGUAGAGAU
This is a messenger RNA of Porites lobata, 14864 nucleotides long. NCBI's taxonomy places the organism in Eukaryota, Metazoa, Cnidaria, Anthozoa, Scleractinia, Poritidae. The record is from the annotation of a GenBank genome assembly.